This is a messenger RNA of Symbiodinium sp. CCMP2456, 677 nucleotides long. The record is from the annotation of a GenBank genome assembly. Lineage: Eukaryota; Dinophyceae; Suessiales; Symbiodiniaceae.
AUGAGGAGGAACUUGAUGAGAGAUGUGCGACAGAGUAUCACCAGGAUGCCUUAUACCGAGAUGCACCUGCGGAACGUCAGCGUGCAGUUCGAGGAUCCCGAGUCACGCUUGGGCUAUGGAUGCUUCCUCCUUGGCAUGAAGUUAGACUCCCUGAAGCUGGACUGGCACCAGGGCCGCCAUUGCCACGCUCAGCUGGCACGCUGGUCUCUGUAUGCAGAGCCCUUUGCGGCAGCAGACAGCAGUGGAGUUCUCCUGCGAUCGAAGCCUAGAAAAGUGGCUCAGGAUAUGGUGAAGCUGAACAGCGCUGAGCGGCUUCGUUCCUGGGCUUUCGCCAGCAUGGAGGACCAUCGUCGAAAUCCUCUGAAGCAGCUCCGGCGAAUAGAGCGCUUUGCGGACAGGCACAACAUCCUGACGGUGCAGCAUGUGACCAUUCGAGGAGGCCCCAAGGAGGUCCCGAAAGAGCGGACCGGAGGACUCUUGUCACGCAUGGCGGCGCGGUUCGGGGCCUUUGGGAAGGACGGGGUGAAGUCAACGACAUCAAAAGACAUCGAGAGCCAGAUCGCCUCGAACCCCCAGCUGGACUGGGACUGGAAGGCGCACGUCCGGCCCAUUCGGAUCACUGUGGACGACAUGCAGUUUCGAUGCUUGAAGAAUCUUCAGCGCUGCAUCGGCGACUG